AGAUUUCAUUUAUCUCCCUAUAUAAGGGAAUGUUCAGUUCCAGUGAGUGAGACACGACAAGAGAGACACAUACAAAGAGAUGGAGCUUAAGAGUGUUACUUGUUUGGUUCUUUCUUUGGUUUUGCUUAAUUUGGGUGUUGAGUGUGUUCUUGGAGAUGGAUCUGUGGUUGGCCCUGAGAGGUAUAGAGACAAUGAUUGUAGGUGGGGGCGGAGGUGUGGUGGACGUGGCCGGUUUGGACGCGGUGGUGGAGGAGGGUUUGGUGGUGGAGGAGGUGGAGGGAUUGGUGGUGGUUCUGGUCAGGGUGGUGGGUUUGGAGCUGGAGGUGGUGUAGGCGGUGGUGCUGGUGGAGGCAUUGGUGGUGGAGGGGGAGCUGGAGGUGGAGUUGGAGGUGGUGCCGGAGGAGGACUUGGCGGUGGUGGUGGUGCCGGAGGUGGAGGUGGACACGGUGGAGGCCUUGGAGGAGGUUUUGGGCACGGUGGUGGCGCUGGAGGAGGUCAUGGGGGAGGAGUAGGCAUUGGGAUUGGUAUAGGAAUAGGUGUUGGGGUUGGUGGAGGCUCCGGUCAUGGUUCCGGCAGUGGAAGCGGUAGCGGUGGUGGUGGCCAUUAAUCAAAACGACUUAUUAUUACUACUCAUCUUAGUACUUUUAUGUCCUCUUGCAUUUGUUUUUAAUCACAAAACACCAAAAAAACAUGUAUGAUACAUCAGUUUUCAUUUCAAAAUGUGAUUUCUCCUAUUUUUGUUUAAGAAUGCUUUCGAUAAUCACAAUAAGAAAAUAUUGUUCAAUACGGAUUGAUCUUAAAUGUUUUGAAUGAAAGGAACAUAUCUAUA
Molecule: messenger RNA, 829 nt
Organism: Capsella rubella
Lineage: Eukaryota; Viridiplantae; Streptophyta; Magnoliopsida; Brassicales; Brassicaceae
Product: glycine-rich cell wall structural protein 1-like
Exons: 2
Coding region: 80-607 (175 amino acids)
Source: RefSeq, a predicted model, not a curated record